Cottoperca gobio is the source of this 4123-nucleotide messenger RNA. RefSeq names its product stromal membrane-associated protein 1-like. Gene Ontology annotation, cellular component: cytoplasm. The transcript is spliced from 11 exons. The record is from RefSeq and is a predicted model, not a curated record. Lineage: Eukaryota; Metazoa; Chordata; Actinopteri; Perciformes; Bovichtidae. Gene Ontology annotation, molecular function: GTPase activator activity; metal ion binding. Gene Ontology annotation, biological process: regulation of clathrin-dependent endocytosis. The coding region runs from base 149 to 1423 and encodes 424 amino acids.
UUGUUAGCAGAUUGCAAGCUAGCUCAAUACAGGCGGUACGGUGCGGCUACAAGGGGAUGUUUCAUCUGCUUUAACACAAGCUGAGGACGACGUCGUUUUAUAUCGACUCUACACACGAGGGACUAACUAACUUCCAAACUUUGGCGAGAUGACGACGCGGUCGGAGAGAGAAAAAGCCCAAAAACUGAAUGAGCAGCAUCAGGCCAUUCUGUCUAAACUGCUGAGAGAAGAAGAAAACAAGUACUGUGCUGACUGUGAGGCAAAAGGUCCUCGAUGGGCAUCAUGGAACCUCGGGGUGUUCAUGUGUAUCCGCUGUGCCGGCAUCCACCGCAACCUCGGUGUUCACAUCUCCAGAGUCAAAUCUGUCAAUCUGGACCAGUGGACACCUGAGCAGAUCCAGAGUAUGGUGGACAUGAGCAACAGAAGGGCCAAACUGCUUUACGAAGCCCACCUACCAGGGAACUUCAAGCAUCCACAGACAGACCAAGCAGUGGAGGUCUUCAUCCGGGACAAGUACGAGAGGAAAAAGUACUACAACAAGGAGGCUCUGGCUGAAGCUCCACCGAAGUCCUCUGAAGCUGCUCCUCUCUCCACCUCACCAUCGUCCCAGGCUGACGGGAGCAGACAGGAGAAGGAGCGUGAGAAGAAGAAAGAGAAGCAUGUUAAUAAAGUGGAGAGACACAGUGACACAAAGACAGAGUAUAGAGCCAGUCCCAAGGAAUGCACAGAGCCAGCUGUGGACCUGCUGGGCCUGGAUCCUCCAGAGGCUGGUGGGAGGGGCUUGGGUGGUGCCGCACCAAUCAGCGAUGAACUUGACAUCUUUGGACCAAUGGUCUCCAACCCUCUCCCCUCUUCCAACAACACACAACAGUCUAGUUCCAGUACAGCACCUGCACAGGCGGACCCCUCCACCUCCUCCUCUGCAUCCUCCUCUACCUCUACCACUACCACUACGAAGGCGGAGGAGAAGAAGCUUUUAUCUAAAGACUCUAUCCUGUCUCUGUAUGCCAGCAGCUCAGUGGCCAGUCAACCGCAGAGCCAGCAACAGCCUGUUCCAGGACAAGCAGGAAUGUACGUGGGCCAGCCUCAGAUGCAGUUCACUCCGCAGGGUUUCGCUCCAGGGAUGGGUGGAGGCGUCCCACCCACCACCAUGAUGGGCGGGGGGGCCAUGAUGUCGGGGAUGGCACUGCCCAACGGCAGCUACAUGGGCAUGCAUCAGCAGGGCGUGAUGUUAGCCAACCAAGGCCAGAACAUGUACAGCAUGCAGCCAGGACAGCAGCCAGGACAGUGGAACAUGAGCCAGAUGACCCAGCAGAUGUCAGGCAUGGCUGUGAGUGGGCAGUCAGGGGCACCCGCGACUGGCUGGCCCGCGGUUCCACCGACGACUUCCGGCCAGACCCUGAGCACUCAGCUGUGGAAGUGACGAGAAGGGUGUCCGGAGAAUGAGUGGGGGAAACCGGAGGGCAGUCAUAUGGCAACAAAAUAGCCAAAUAUGUUCCAGACCCACAAAUAUCCUUACAGCUCCGAAUAAAAGACGCACAGUGUGGAUAGUUGGACUGCCCUUAAUGUCCCCUGCCUAAAGCCUACAAACUUCCACCGUGAUUCCUUUAAAAAGACAAGAUGACAUCACACUGAAUGGAGUGGAAAAAAAGGAAAGACUGUGAGAAGGUUAGAGCUGCAGAGCUCCAGGUUUGGGCCUACGUCCUCCAGAGCUUAGAGAAGGAAGUUGGAAAUUGUGUACGCCAGAGACAAUCAUCAUGAUACGAUAGCAUGCGUUCAUUAGUUUAAAUAAGCCACACGAUGUCCACCAACAACAGCAGGUAAACAAUACAAUUUAAUAUAUAUAUUAUUACUAAUAUAUAUUAGCUAGCUAUGCUAUUGACAUUAUCAAACGUAUGUUAACCGUAGCUUAAAUGAUUUCAUUAAGCUUUUAGCAUUUUUUUCCUGUUGUGCUAAUGUUAGUUUGCUGACGGUACUAUAGCUAGCUAACAUUAGCAAACUCGUAAGAUUUAUAAGUUAUUUGCUGCUUAACGUUACUUAGCUUUAUAAGUUAGAGUUAUAUUUAAAUAUUAAGUUUGUAUUGUUAACCUUGGUUUUACUGGUGGAGGUCGUGUUGCAUGGACGAGAUACAAUGUAUUAAGUACUCAGUAGGCUACUUGAUUUAUCAAUGAUAAGCGUGAUAAAACAAUACACUGCGCAACAUAAUACAGUGGCAUGUAAAUGUUAUUUACUGAUAAGGAAGCGCGAAUAACACACGUGAUGUUCCACCAUGAGUCCGAGCUCCGGAGGUGGGCCACAGCCUGGAGCUCUGCAGCGGGACGCUAUUGAAGACUGGCAGCUGUCUUUUCCCGUCUUUACUCAGCUUUCCUCUUCCAUUUUGAUUUCCCUUUGUUGUUGUUUUCUGAAAAAAGAGACAAAAACAGCAGAAUCAUUAGAAAAGUAAGCUACUGGACCAAUAACUCCAAGUGUCUAUUAUAGUAAUAUUAUAUCAUUACCAAAACGGAUAGCCAGUGAAUAGUCUGUCAAUACCGACAGUAGAUAUGGCUAUCUUGUGGUUGGUCUAUGCUACCUUGUACUCCCCCUUCUCUCUGCUGUGUAUAUUGUAACCCUCCCCCCUCCCCCUCUGUAGGGCGAGCAGAGUCUCGUAGCAGAUAGUCGUCUGAACAGUACUGUAUUUAUGUGAUUAUGAUGUGAACCUCCCACUUUUUCAGAGCCAUAGGCGAGAGGUUGAUGCUUCCACUCUCAAUGACUACACUCCAUAAAGAUCAUAUACAGCAGUGUUUCCUAACCUUGAGAGGUUGGGUCAGAAGACACACCUGAAGGGUUGUAAGAUCAUUAAAAUAGGAAACAAGAAAAAGAAAAAAAAGGAAUUUCUUGUUGAGUCUUGUCUUCUCGGACUCUUUGAACUUCCCCCAACUCAUAAACAUCUACAAACUGACCAGGGGUCACAAGUAGGGCCGGGUGAUACAGCCAAAAAAAUAACAUGACUGAAACAUUUAUAGUUGUAGGUCAUCAUUUGCAAAUCAGUUCAAAUAACUCAUUUAUUUUCAAAACAAUAAGGAUUAGUCCUUACAGCUCACUAUAAGAUUCUCCAAGAAAUAGUUCCACAUUUUGGGGAAUACCUAUAUUUGCUUUUUUUUGUCAUUUUGCAGGAGGUGUAUUUGAAUAUAUACACAACACUGUCUGACCAGUUAUCCAGUAUCAGCACUUUUACCAGCAGAUAAAUAUAUGGGUCCAGUUUUUAUCUCAUACUGCAAGCUGGUUAAAAGUGACCCGAGGGAUUCCCUUUAAGGCGGUGAAUGCUGCGCGGCCCUUUGUCCCCAGCUGGGUGUUUUUGGUAGUCAUGGCUAUGGUUGUGGUUUUGUGAGAUCGUUGUCAGGGACCAGUAGAGAGAUAAGUGAACUGUCCGUUCACUUCCAGCUGCAGGGCAGGAUUUCCACAUGCUUUUUCUUUUUAAAAACUGGACCAAUGUGACACCCAAAAUGUUGCUCCCUUCAUGUAUGACGCUAUUACUGUAUGUUCUGCCAUGCGCCAUUUUAUUGUGGUGUUUUUGUUGUGUGCGGUACAAGAGAAGCACAGUUUAGUCUGAAGCAAAUAAACCUGGAUGACCAAUCAGAGGGCCAGACGAUGAAGGGGUGAGGAGGAACAGGAUUUGACAGUCCUUGCAAAAGCGGACCUGUAUGAAAGUACUGGAUGGGUUCCGUCACUGUCCAGUCCUUGUUCGUUGGGAGUAAGAAUAGAGGAGCAAGAGUAGAGAUGAACAAACAUACACACACAUAUGCACCCACACUUCCAAGUGCUGAUACAGAGCUUUGUGUCCGUGUACACGUGGUCCCUCUGCCAUGCAAUAACUGCAGCACUUGUUAGCCGGUGUGAGCGACACAUAAAUAUCAUUAAUACAUCUAAUGUCCUCCAGGUUUAUUUCCAAUGUGUUUACAAUUUCUGGUGCCUAUAGUACAGAGAACAGUGGUUUCCGUGCAUUUUAAAAUAUCCAGGAUUUUUUGUCUAAUGACUCUUUUAAUUGUAAUAGUACUGUUUUAUCUUGGAAUUUUAUUUGUUUGCACCUUUUUUCUGUUCCAAGUUUUACAAGAGGGUCAUUUGAAAUAAAGGCUGUUGAAUCCUG